Molecule: messenger RNA, 723 nt
Organism: Acromyrmex echinatior (Panamanian leafcutter ant)
Lineage: Eukaryota; Metazoa; Arthropoda; Insecta; Hymenoptera; Formicidae
Gene: crcp
Product: CGRP receptor component
Biological process (GO): transcription initiation at RNA polymerase III promoter
Cellular component (GO): RNA polymerase III complex
Molecular function (GO): nucleotide binding
Source: RefSeq, a predicted model, not a curated record
GAAGAACCAAUCAUUGCACUCGAACGGAACAGGUGCAAACGAAACAUUGCAAAAGUACGUCAGAAAUGUAAGGAACAUCACUUAGCCAAACAAGUCGCAAUUUGAAUCCAUACUAAUAAAACAAAGUUGUAGAAUCUUUGUAAGUAAACAAAGAAUUAGUGCACUUUGAGUAUUUAACAAAACGAUAUUAUCGAAUGUUUUAACCUCAAGGUUAAAAUAUUAUUAACUUCUCCUUCAACCGAAGAACAUAAGAAAAAAAUUAUAUUGACUUGCAAUUACUUAAUCAUAUUAUUAUAAAACCUCCUUAAUUUAAGAAGACAUGAAAGUCAUAAAAGGAAAUUGGAACACUCUUCUGAGUAAUUACGAGGUUUUGGAUAUUUUGCAAAAUACAAAGUGUUCUUACAAGAAACAAAAGAUGAAUCAGCUUGCAACCAUCACUUAUCAAACAAUCAAGUAUCUAGAAGACACGCCAUGUAAGAAGCAGAAUCCAGAGAAAAUCCGAGAGUUUCUAAGAGCCAUGGAGCCUAUCAAAUUGACCAAGGCUGAGAAGCUCACUCUUCUCAAUCUUUGUCCUACUACACCUCUCGAGAUUCAAUUGAUGGUGGAAGAGAGCGAGGAACGACUAUCAGAGGAAGAAGUGGACACUGUGCUUCAAAUCGUCGCGAAUGUGCGAGGAGAUGAGGAAGACACAGAACAAGAAACCUAAUCUUAGACCUUAAAAAA